Messenger RNA from Pochonia chlamydosporia 170, 2586 nucleotides. Its product is annotated as LAS seventeen-binding protein. Lineage: Eukaryota; Fungi; Ascomycota; Sordariomycetes; Hypocreales; Clavicipitaceae. The record is from RefSeq and is a predicted model, not a curated record. The transcript has 2 exons. Gene Ontology annotation, molecular function: phosphatidylinositol binding. The coding region runs from base 1 to 2586 and encodes 861 amino acids.
AUGCAGCGCGUGUCAGCCUUUCUGCCCUCGUGGGACAAGCGAAAUUCCAAUUCCAACUCCAACUCCAACUCCAACUCUGUUGCUGCUUCCGCUGCCGCAGCUCAAAAACCAAGCGGAUUAUUCGGCUGGGCCGGCCGCAACAACAAUUCCAAUAAUAAUAACUCCUCGACAAGCAAGCAAUUAGCCCGCAUCAAUGUUGCUGCUGCCAAUAAUGGCCGGGUUCAGCGGGAGGCCUUCUGGCCCUCAACACUCGACAUGGAAUGCGUCAAGGCAGCACGCAUUCUAAAGUCAUUUUGCUCCGAUGGAUACCUUGCUCCAGUAGAUGGUGACAAUCCAACACCAACUUCUGACGAUCAAACUCCCGUCACAAUCACUAAAAAGAUACCCAAGCGUAUAAUACAAAAUGCCGCUGGCAUCGCAGUCUUCACAUGUAUGCGGAGCGGGCUCUGGAUGACUGGAUCCGGCGGCUCCGGCAUUCUUAUUGCUAGAAAGUCGGACGGAACGUGGUCGCCGCCCUCUGGUAUCAUGCUCCAUACCCCGACCCUCAGCUUCAUAAUCGGUGUCGACGUCUACGACUGUGUUCUCGUUGUCACAAACCUUUCUGCUCUGGAGUCAAUCACCCGACCCCGAGUAACCCUCGGGGAGGAUAUCGCUAUGAACAAUGGGCCAUCCGUUCCCGUGGAUGCCGACGAUGUCAAACUCACCUGGAAGGAUCUCGACAAUACCGUUUUAGCCUAUAUGAAGGCCCGGGGUCAAUACCAAGCUGUCAAUCUGCAGGGCUGCAUUCUUACCGAACGAGCCAACGAAAACGAACGCUUCUACGGCGUCGAUGUAACGCAAAUGGAUAUUCUGGCCGGCAAUGUGGCGCGACAUGUUGAGGAGACUAGACCGCUAUUCGAAGUUAUCAAGAUGGCUGAAGGUCGAACAGACUACGACAAACUCAUCAUUGAGCAGACCGCCAUCGAGUGCGCCCCCAGCGACGCUGUCAUUGCUACACCAAAGUCUACCCCGGCCUCUCCGCGUCCUGCUUUUGGAAUCCCCAAACCUGAUGAUCCUGACCCAUUUGGUGUCCUUGCGUUGGAAAUGGCCGGCCUCGAGAUUCGGGAAGCCGGCUCUCGAUUGCGACCAGCAAGUAGCCAAUUUGAAAUCAAUUCCAACCCUCGGAGCCCGACGCUCUCCAAGUUUGGACGCCAAAGUGUGGAUACUUUUGUUAGCAAAAGCAACCGAGCCAGUGUGAUGUCUUCGCGCACUGUAAAAAGUCAGAUGACGGAUGCAGGGACACAAACUGGUGGUGGUACAGCAGAAACAACACCUAGUCCAGGCCAGAGUGAGGAUGGCCACGAAAGGACCUCCAUUGACCGCAUACCGGAGGCGAAAGAGGACGAAGAAGUCGACUACACCACCGUUGAUUUCUCGCCUCUGAGACAUCUCAGCCAGCAGCACUCCAUUGAUUUGGUCCUUCCCGAGGAAGAGCCUGCCAUUCCUCCCAGGAACAAACUUCGGGCUUCUAUGCAAUCAUCCCGCCAAAGCACAGAAGUCGACGUGUCAACUAAAGCUCCAGCCAAGGAGGAGGAGGAGGAAGACGAGGCCGAAUAUGACACCAACGAUGCUGACGAUGAGGAUGACUUGGAUGACUCUGACGAAGAGCCAGUUGUGUUCGAGGUGGCCCAGGUCCAACCUACUCGGACGACGGCAGUCGCCUCACGAAUGAUUCAGGCAAAAGGCAACGUGGUUAAUAUUCCCAAGCGACUCCCGCCCCCACUCCCUACAAGGAGCCCAGCGAGAAACUCGAGAUCCAUGCGAAGCGAUCUGGGUGCUGAGGCGUCCGCGGUCUUGAGCCCCCUGCGCCAGGCGUUUAGCGAAGCGGACCUACGCGCUGAUGAAGACGGUCCACAGGAUGGUCAUGUCCAACGAAAUUCGGAAAGAAUUGAGACAAGCAAGUCUGCUGAUCUUAGUCAAAUUCAAAGCAAGAGUGUGGACAAUGUCGACUUGAAGGUGAACACGGAGGUAGCUGGGCAAUCCGCAGAAGAAGCUCAAGUAGAUGAAGGCGUUCAAGUGACACCUUCCAUCGAUGCGGUCAUUAUGCCAGGUGCUCUGCCACUGGAUGACUCGAUGGAGAGCCUUGCAAAGAGCGGCGAGGUGGAAGCGGAAACAGGGUCGAGGGAAUCCGAACAAGUCCAGGCCAUCUACCCAGAAGACAUUCCGCUGCCUGAUGAUACAGACGUUGAGGACUUAACCUCCAAGCCUGACGCACCAGAAUCGGACUUUGCUUCGGCUGAGGAGCGAGUGACGGAGGAUGAUGAGUCCAUCAAAACUCCUGUUGACAACUCAGACUCUACUACGAGCAAGAAGCACACCUCUUCCAUCUACACUGGUAUGACAGAAGACCGUUGGAGUCUCGACCGUUCAUCCUUGACCACUCCUACCUCCGAACGCCCAUUGUCAGUGGCCGAGUAUUCAACCGAAGAAGACACUCCAAAGAAGGCUGCCCGAGAGGCGGGGUUGGAAGCGGAAGCGCAUGAGAAGAAGCAGGCGACCAGCAAUCCGCUCGAGCGGCCAUCUCAAACGACGAUUACAUCCGCUUAG